CAAUCUUUGGCUGUGAUGUCGAACCUCAACUCAGGAUUCCACCAAUAACACCCCCCACGAGUUUUUCGGACGGGUCCCUGGCAGGCGGAGGCUAUCAGUCCACUCUGACGCGGAAGCAUUCAGGGCCGGUGUAUAGUCAACGACCUAUACCUAUUGUUGAAGUAUACCGACGGCGAAAAGAGUAUGUCUUCGUACGGGGAGGCCGGGAGCAUUGCGUAGACCUUGAACACCAGAGCGUCUCUCAUUGCGGGCGGCCUCAACCCUGCGAUGACCCCACAGUUCCUUCGCAUAGCAGCACUUUCGCUCCUCCUCCACCUCGGUUUCCUAUUCUACGGGUUCGUCCAGGACCAACACCCCGUCGUAAAAUUUACCGACGUCGAUUACCUCGUCUUCACCGACGGCGCCCGCUUCGUUGCCGAAGGCAAAUCCCCCUACCAGCGUGCGACGUACCGCUACACACCCGCUCUUGCCUUCCUCGUCCUCCCCAAUGUCCUUGUUCACAACUUGUGGGGAAAGCUCCUGUUUUCCGUAUGUGAUCUCGCGGCGGGAUGGUUCACCCACAGCAUCUUGCGAAUGCAAGGGAUGAACGCGGACCGCGCCGCGAAGUAUUCGGCGAUAUGGCUCCUGAAUCCUUUUGUCGUCGCGAUAUCGACGAGGGGCAACGCGGAGAGCAUUGUCGCUGUUUUGACUCUGGGGACGCUGUGGACCCUUUUGGCCAAGCGGCCGCGAUUGAGUGCAGUGCUGCUCGGUGUUAGCGUGCACUUCAAAUUGUAUCCGAUCAUAUACGCCUUGCCGAUAUGGCUGUUUCUGGAUGAGAGCUACUUUGGUGGAAUACGUAAUGGAAUGGCUCCCGGGACGCUCUUACAAAGAGCUAAGCGAUUCUUCUCGUGGCGCAGGAUCGAGUAUGGGUGCCUUAGCGGGAUGGUAUUUUUGGGCUUAUCAGGAUGUAUGUUCAGCAUAUACGGCGACGAGUUCGUCGAAGAGACAUAUCUCUACCACAUCACGCGAAAAGAUCACCGACACAACUUCUCGGCGUACUUCUACCACAUGUACCUUUCCUCCGCCCCUUCGAAAGUAGCCAGCUCGGCAACGCUUCCACCAUGGGUCGCUUCGAUCCUAUCGUUCCUGCCGCAGUUGGGGCUGGUAUCACUCCUGGGGACCUUCCUAGCAAAGGACGUCGUGUUUGCGUGCUUUGCACAGACUUUCGCGUUUGUCAUGCUGAACAAGGUUUGCACGUCUCAGUACUUCAUGUGGUACCUAUGCUUCCUCCCCGUGAUACUACCAAACAGUCGACUGCUCGCCGACAAAUGGAAGCAAGGAGUAGCUUUGCUGCUCACCUGGGUUGGCGGACAGGCACUCUGGCUCUCACAAGCAUAUCGCCUCGAACAUCUCGGUGAAAACACUUUCCGCAAACUCUGGGCAGCGGGACUCGGCUUCUACCUCAUCAACGCGGUACUUCUCUCCACUCUGAUAUCCUCUCACACAUAUGAGCCUUUAUUGGUGAAUGGGAGUAUAAAACCAGCUUUUGGAAGGGGCGGGGUUUCACACACCUCGGUGAAGGAUAGUCGGAAAGCACGACCGAUUGUUAGGCCCUCCUCAAGUCGGGCUGUGAAGGAGGAUGAGAAAGAGGAGCCGGCGAUUGUGGAAAAGUUGGAACUGGUGGAAAAGAAGUUGGGGGAGGGGGCGACACAGUUCGUUGUGCAGCGGAAAGCAGCUGGUUCAUCUAUAGGAGGCAUGUUCGCGUUAUUUGGAAUAGCCGUUGGGAUCGGGAUCAUGAUGCACAGAAUGCUUGACUGCUCUAUCCCUCUCUGCGCAUUACCAUUCGCUAUCUUGCUCGCCGCCCAUCUAUCCGCGGUGCGUCAAGAAUCAAUAACAUUCAUCGGCUCCCUCGGCGUCUCCCUCCAAACAACCUACUCCCUCGGCCGCACCAAGUCCCGCUUCAUACCCCUCGACCGCAUCGCCGACGUCAUCAUCAACGAGGGGAUCACGAUGCUGACGGUGCGGUAUUACAUGGCGGUUAUGGUGAAGGGGGAGAGGGAGAUGAUUGUGGUUUUUGAGGUAGGUUGUUUGCCUGGGGCAUGAGGGGUUUAUUUGGGAAGGAGAUUGAUUUGUGUUGGAUACAGAACUUUAUGCCGAAGAUUGAUGUGCUGAGGAAGGUGUAUAAGAGUGGGAGGAGUAUCUUGUUUGAUCCGGUAGAGGGAUGAGGGGGGUUUUUUGGCCGUGGGCUCGGCAGAAGACGGUGUAUUUGUCCUUCGAUGUAUGAGUUUCGUAGUAUGGAAGUAGUCCAUUGUAGCCUACCGUCGCAGCAAAGAGGUGCUACUUGUUUACGAUGAAAUGGAUAUGCACUGCCUAUCCCUAUUUUGCU
Fimicolochytrium jonesii is the source of this 2365-nucleotide messenger RNA. RefSeq names its product PIG-M-domain-containing protein. Gene Ontology annotation, molecular function: GPI mannosyltransferase activity; alpha-1,4-mannosyltransferase activity. Lineage: Eukaryota; Fungi; Chytridiomycota; Chytridiomycetes; Spizellomycetales; Powellomycetaceae. Bases 268 to 2082 code for a protein of 604 amino acids. The transcript is spliced from 6 exons. Gene Ontology annotation, biological process: GPI anchor biosynthetic process. The record is from RefSeq and is a predicted model, not a curated record. Gene Ontology annotation, cellular component: membrane; glycosylphosphatidylinositol-mannosyltransferase I complex.